Papaver somniferum (opium poppy) is the source of this 717-nucleotide messenger RNA. RefSeq lists its product as uncharacterized. The transcript has a single exon. The record is from RefSeq and is a predicted model, not a curated record. NCBI's taxonomy places the organism in Eukaryota, Viridiplantae, Streptophyta, Magnoliopsida, Ranunculales, Papaveraceae. Bases 321 to 605 code for a protein of 94 amino acids.
UCUGCUGCCUCGCCAACUUGACAGUUUUACGUGCAGUAGAGAUACUGGAUCCACACCAACGUGUCCACGUACAAAGAUAAAACACUUUCUAUCUUCUUCCCCCACGGAAAUAAGCAAAACCAGCCAACCACCAAAAUAAAACUACUUGCAAUCCCAUCAUCGUUUUGGGGGUAGUGGUACUGAUAGUCUAACCUUGUAUGUAAGAAACUAGUCCAUAUCAAGUUCUUCAUCCAAAACUGAAAUAAUAUUACUCACUUUCUUACAAAUCACUUCUACAAGCUAUUACUACUACUAGUAAUAUAUACUACCAGUUAGAAUCAAUGAAUAUGAUGAGUUCAACAAGGAAAGCGUGGAUGGUUGCUGCUAGUGUUGGUGUUGUUGAAGCACUGAAAGAUCAAGCUGGAAUGUGCAGAUGGAAUUAUGCUAUAAGAUCCAGCCACCAAUACACUAAAAACAGAGUCAAGUCGUCUAUUUCUCGAGCAUCUUCUUCAUCUAUGCCAGCUUCCUCUGUUAUGAUGAUGAAGCAGCAGAGAAAUCAUGAAAUGAAGCAAUCUGAAAAAUCACUUAGAAGAGUCAUGUAUUUGAGCUGUUGGGGACCCAAUUGAAAUAAAACCCUAUAAUUGCCCCAACUCUAGCUAGGAUCAACUGGAAUGUGUAAUACCCUUAAUUAAUUGGGGCUUGUAUGUAUACAUAUUAAAUGAAAUUUUUGUCACAAAA